UCUAACUAUCAGUCAAGUGCAAACCAGUAAUCGUUAAAGAUGCGUAUUUUAACAGCAGUAACUCUGUUGUUGAGUGCAAUCUUCACUCAUGCCGAUGAGAGAUCAAUAGAAGGCAAGUUAAUUGCGGUGACUGGUGGGGCAGGAUCUAUAUGCAGCGCGAUCGCUAAAAAGUUCCUGGAACAAGGCGCAAGGUCUGUAGUUCUUAUCGACAUCAAUUAUAGGAAAGGUGAGGAAGUUAAGAGCAGACUUAACGAAGAAUUUGGCGAGGGAAAGGCAGACUUCAUUCAUGCCGACGUUACCACAGACUUGGUUAGGGUUGUUGAAGAGGAGGUGCCGAAAUAUGGAAUCGCCGACGUGUUGGUGAACUGCGCCGGUAUUCUUAACGAAUACGACGCCAGAAACGUUAUGGAAACUAACGCCUUGGCGACCAUUGAAUGGUCCGAUGUGAUGUAUGAAAUGUCUAGAGCAGACAAAGGAGGCAAAGGCAGUACCAUCAUCAAUAUGUCAGACAUGUACGCUUAUAACGUCGAUGGUUACGUUCCUAUUUACACGGCUGCUUCGGCCGCAACAACGGCGUACACCAAGGCAAAGGGUCACCAAAUGAAUUAUCGCCAUUCAAAAGUGAGGAUGUUCUCUAUACAUCCGGGCUUCACUGAAACUCCGAUGACAGCUGGCCAAAUGGAGAUCGCUGAGAAGAAUGAUGACUUCGUGAAGUACUCUAAAUCUUGGGCAUGGCAGACUUCUGAUGAAGUUGCUGAUGCGCUUAUGGGCCUGUUCCCGGUAGCCGAGUCUGGCGCAGCUUAUACCAUCGAUGCAGGAAAAUACUUCGAAUCCCCAGCUUCAGAGUACCGCACUGUUGAGUACAUUGAUAGCAUACUGCACAAGUAGUUACUGAACUCUAAUCAGAGUUAAUUUUGGGAUAUACACGCAUAGUUAAGGGUUAGAUUUAGAGUAUUUUCAAUUUAUUCAAUAUUUUUUCUAAAUUAUUUGAAUAAACAAUUUUUGAUUCCUGCAAUCUG
Manduca sexta (tobacco hornworm) is the source of this 1019-nucleotide messenger RNA. RefSeq names its product 15-hydroxyprostaglandin dehydrogenase [NAD(+)]. The record is from RefSeq and is a predicted model, not a curated record. The coding region runs from base 40 to 888 and encodes 282 amino acids. NCBI's taxonomy places the organism in Eukaryota, Metazoa, Arthropoda, Insecta, Lepidoptera, Sphingidae. Gene Ontology annotation, cellular component: cytoplasm. The transcript has a single exon. Gene Ontology annotation, molecular function: oxidoreductase activity, acting on the CH-OH group of donors, NAD or NADP as acceptor.